CUCUGUCGGACGAGAGCGGUCAACGCGGUUAGUCCCGCCUCAGAGAGAGAGACAGAGGGAGCAAGGCCGCGGGCUGUGCGUUUCAUAUUUCUUUUCCAAAACAAAAGAUGUUUUAAUACGGACGGCGGACUACUUUUCUUCAUUAAAGAACAUAAAUCGUCGAGGGUUUUUGAAAGAAAAUGUUGAGGGCUUCAUGGAAAGUGGCUCCGCCGUUAAAGAAGUGUCUUUGUGGUAAAUCACAGCUUCAUCCCUUGCGACAAUGCCGUGGGUAUACAACUGGAAGUAGAGCUGGUACGUCAGCAGGCAAAAUAGUGGGAGGAAGUAUCCUGUUUAUUGGAGGUGGCCUAGGUGGCACUAUAUUGUAUGCAAAGUGGGAUCCCAGAUUUCGAGAGAAUAUAGAGAAAACCGUCCCGUACUCUGAAAAAGUGUUUGAGUUGGCUCUCGGUCCUGCACCGUAUAACCUCCCUCUAUUAAAGAAACAGGACAUGGAGGAUCCAUUGAAAGUAUUAACGUCCUCUGAAAUAUCGAAGGAAUCCAAACUUCCAAAAUCCAUGCAAGAUAAAGAAGCUUCACCCUUUGAAGCGACUAUAGAAGAUUCCUCCAAACAUGCAGCUGCAAUUAUUUCUGCUGUUGGUGACGCUCCAACAGUCCCUGCUCCUGUGGUCCAAGGUGAACCUAGUAUCAUACCUCAGGAGCAUGGUCCAGAAACCACCUGUGAGCAUGAAAUGAAACAAAAACCUGAUCCAAGUGGUGAAAGCUGUAGUUGUGAAAAUGAAGCCUUGCAGGGCCAACACAUCGCAGUAGAAGAACGUCCACCUCAGGAGGUUGCAAAACACCUAGCUCAGCAAGAUAGAGAGGAAAACGUCAAAGUUGUUGAAAUAACAUCAACUUUGGAGGAUGCCCUUGGUCGAAGUGCCCAAGUAACACUCAAGGCAAUUGAAGCUCAGGAUUCAGCAAUAGAAGCCAUUACCUCGCAUGCUCAGAGGUUAAAGGAAGCAAUGGAUAAUUCUGAGAAUACUGCAGAUCGAAAGUCAGAACAAUGGCGAGCCUUGGAAACUGCACUGAGCAUCCGCAGCAAGGUUGUGAACAGAGCCAAUGAAGCACUGAUGAAAGCCAAAGAAGAAUUAGACAACCUUCGGAGCACAAUUGAAGAAGCCAAACAGAGUCAGAUCUCUUCUGUUAGACCACAGCUCCUGGCUGCGGAAGAGAAUCUCCACCACAUGUUGGUGGAUCUGGAUCAUGUAGAAAGGAAGGUGCAGGCAGCUCAAUCAGAAGCCAAAAUAGUUGUUCAGUACAGUGAGCUGGUGGCUAUGGCCAGGGAUGAAUUCAAGAAGGAACUGGAGAGCAUCACUCCAGACGUAAAACCUGGAUGGAAAAAUCUCAAGGUGUCUGAUCUAGCUGGCCAGCUGAGCACCGAUGACCUUAACUCAUUGAUUGCCCAUGCCCAUCGUCGCAUUGACCAAUUGAACAGAGAGUUGGCAGAACAACAAGUGCGGGAACAGCAGCACAUUGACAUGGCACUUGAGCAUCAGAAACUGGAACAUAAGAAAGCUUUGGAAACAGCAGUGACAAAAGCCCUGGAGCAUUAUCGAUCAGAAAUCCUUCUUGAAAGGGACAAAAAGGCAGAAGAAGUACGAGAAGUAAUGGAGGCCGAGAUGCGAACUCAGCUACGCAGGCAAGCUGCUGCUCACACUGAUCAUCUGAGGGAGGUACUGAAGGUUCAGGAACAGGAAUUCAAAGGAAAAUAUCAGGAGGAGUUGCAACAAAAGAUAUCUGAAUAUGAAAUUGAAUUCAGACGCUUGGCUCAGGAACAAGUGGACAAUUUUACACUGGACAUGAAUGCAGCUUAUUCCAGGUUGAAGGGUAUUGAACAAGCAAUGGAAAGUCAUGCAAUUGCUGAAGAGGAGGCUAGAAAGGCGCAUCAACUCUGGCUCUCCAUAGAAGCUCUGCAAUACACACUAAAAACGUCCUCUGGUGAUAGUCUGACAGAACCUCUACAGAAAGCCCUGGAAGCUAUUACAAAUAGCUGUGGAGACGAUCAGUUCACACAGGCCUUAGUUAAAGCUCUUCCUCAAGAGUGUCUGUCCCGUGGCGUGUACAGUGAAGAGGCAUUGCGUCAUCGAUUCUACACAGUACGGAAAAUAGCACGACGUGUGGCCAUGAUAGAUGAGACGAGAAAUAGCCUCUAUCAAUAUUUCCUCUCCUACCUGCAGUCCUUCCUAUUAAUGGAGCCCCAAGUAGCAAAGCCUCCUGAGGAACUUAACCCCGAAGACCUGGACACAUUUAGACUGUUAUCGUACGCUUCGUUCUGCGUUGAACAUGGCGACCUAGAGCUUGCAGCUAAAUUUGUCAACCAACUUCGUGGAGAACCAAGAAGGGUGGCACGAGACUGGCUGACAGAAGCUCGUGUGACCCUCGAAACAAAGCAAAUAGUAGAAAUCCUUUCAGCUUAUGCCAAUGCGGUUGGUUUGGGUACCACACAAGUUCAAUAAUUCAACAGAAAACAGUCCUUAUCACGAUAGGAAAAAUGGAGUCCAACCCUGUAAGCACUAUGUUACUGACUUCACUGACUGUUCCAGUGUAUUUCCAGUAGAUGGUACAAUGAAGUAAGUUGUUGGAAUGUGUGUUUGUAAUUUGGUAUAAUAGUUUUAUGGAUUGGACUUUGUAAUUGAACCAAAUAAUCAUUUCAACUCACUGUAUGUUGAUUUUUCCCUUCAGAUGCAUAUCAAUAAAACAAUUAAACAAUGAA
Messenger RNA from Carcharodon carcharias (great white shark), 2749 nucleotides. It is a transcript of the gene immt, whose product is annotated as inner membrane protein, mitochondrial (mitofilin). Gene Ontology annotation, biological process: cristae formation. Gene Ontology annotation, cellular component: MICOS complex. The record is from RefSeq and is a predicted model, not a curated record. Lineage: Eukaryota; Metazoa; Chordata; Chondrichthyes; Lamniformes; Lamnidae. The transcript has 15 exons. Bases 180 to 2492 code for a protein of 770 amino acids.